Salvia miltiorrhiza (redroot sage) is the source of this 1915-nucleotide messenger RNA. RefSeq names its product cytochrome P450 72A397-like. Bases 218 to 1771 code for a protein of 517 amino acids. Lineage: Eukaryota; Viridiplantae; Streptophyta; Magnoliopsida; Lamiales; Lamiaceae. The record is from RefSeq and is a predicted model, not a curated record. Gene Ontology annotation, molecular function: oxidoreductase activity, acting on paired donors, with incorporation or reduction of molecular oxygen; monooxygenase activity; heme binding. The transcript has 5 exons.
GUCCCAUUCCAGAUUUUAUUUUUGUGAACGUCUUAUGACUCUUAUCAUUUUCACGUGUGUCUCGUAGAAGCCCAUAAUUCGAAGCUUUUGAUUUUUCGCAAAAAAGUAUGAGUCGUUUUAUCCAUAUACUUCAAGAAACUCAGAAUCCCACCCACACAACAAUCAACAUAUACUUCAAAUAGUAAGAGCUCAGUUAGCCUACCGAUCAAAACGAAAAAUGGAAGCUCUGUGUCAAGUAUUUGCGUCUGCUUUGGCGCUUGCGGCGUUGAUAUACACAUGGAAAUUACUGAGUUGGGCCUACAUCACGCCCAAGAGGCUGGGAGAAGCCCUCAGGAAGCAGGGGUUCAAAGGUAAUGCCUACAAAUUGGUGUAUGGCGACUUGAAGGAACUGACGCAGUUGAGCAUGGAAGCCAGGAGCAAGCCCAUCAAUCUUGAUGAUGAUAUCAAGAAUAGAGUUGCGCCCUUUAUCGUCAACACUAUUCACAAACAUGGAAAUGAGUCGUUUAUUUGGCUUGGGCCAAGGCCUUCCAUUAUCCUUACUGAUCCAGAGCUAGUUAAGGAGGUGCUGAGCAAGAGUUAUCUGUACCUGAGGCCGGAGAACAGGAAUCCGAUGACGAAGCUGCUGCUACAAGGACUUGCGAGCUAUGAGAAAGAUGAAUGGGCCAAGCACAGGAAAAUCAUCAACCCUGCUUUCCAUCUUGAGAAAUUGAAGCUCAUGAUUCCGGCCUUCUAUAUGAGUUGUGAUGAAGUUCUGAAAACGUGGGAAAAGAAUGUUUCAUCGGAAGGAUCUUAUGAGGUGGAUGUAUGGCCUUAUUUACAAAAUCUAACGGGCGAUGCAAUAUCAAGAACUUCAUUCGGUAGCAGCUACCAAGAAGGGAGGAGAAUAUUCGAGCUUCAAAGAGAACAGGUUGAGCACAUCAUCCAAGCUCUGGGCUCUGCAUACGUUCCGGGAUUGAGAUUCUUGCCCACCAAAAGGAACCGGAGAAUGAAACAAAUUGAAAGAGAAGUUCAGUCAACAAUUCGAGGCCUCAUUAGUAAAAGGAUCGAGGCUAUGAAGACGAGGGAGGCUAGACAUGAUGAAGACUUACUAAGUAUAUUGUUGGCGUCCAACUUCCAAGAAAUCGAGGAAGGUGGUAACAAGAGUUUUGGGAUGACCAUAGAUGCAGUAGUAGAGGAGUGCAAGCUGUUCUAUUUCGCUGGGCAGGAGACUACCUCCGUGUUGCUUGUUUGGACACUGGUUUUACUGAGUAGAUAUCCCGACUGGCAGACACGAGCCAGGGAAGAGGUUAUGCAAGUCAUUGGUAACCGAACGCCAGAUUUUGAUGGCCUGAAUCGGCUUAAGAUUGUUACGAUGAUUUUGCACGAGGUGCUGAGGCUUUAUCCACCGGUAAUAGCUCUUGGUCGGAGAACCAGCGAGGAAACCAAGUUGGGGAAAUAUACCUUACCAGCCGGAGUUCAGCUUUCACUGCAAAUUAUUGUAUUGCAUCACGACACGAAAACUUGGGGAGACGAUGCGAUGGAGUUCAAUCCACAGAGAUUCAGUGAAGGAGUGGCCAAGGCGCAGAAGGGUCCAGGUUUGUUUUACCCUUUUGGCUGGGGACCUCGAAUAUGUAUAGGGCAAGUGUUUGCAAUGCUGGAGGCGAAAAUGGCGGUGGCCGUGCUUCUAAGAAGCUUCUCGUUCGAGCUUUCUCCGGCGUAUACGCAUGCGCCUCUCAAUUUGAUUACUACUCAACCUCAGCAUGGUGCUCACCUGCUCCUGCACAAGCUCUAGAUUUUCAGUGUUGUAUAGCUAUUAUUAUUAUAGUUGUUUCAUAAUUUUUCUACACAUAGCUCUUCUUGAUGCAUAAUAUAUUGUAUAGCCCUAAACCCUUUUGAGAUUUGGACUUUAUAUUGCAAUAAAUCAUUAAUUGCUCAA